GUGCCAGGCAAAAGAAUCACUGGAGCUGAAACGUGUCCAGCCUCGACGCAGAUCAUGUUGGGGUACUCGUCGUCACCAAAGUCUUGAAUUUCCCUGGCCUUUUCAACCCAUGGAUUCCACACAACUGCAUCAAUAACAAAUAUUUGUUGCCCAGAUGAUGACUCUACACAAGGACGGCAAUAGGAGCGUGAAAAAAGAAAUUGAUGGUCGACUUGAUGUACUACCCCGUCCAAUCGUGAAAAACUUGACAAACACAAGAGGAAAGGGGACCGUCAAAGGGCCAACCUGGAAAUGUUGAAAUUCAGUAGCAAAAGUGACGUCAACGCCGAGUGCAAGUGCAUCGUGCGGCUAUUGGACGAUUCCGAAGUCAUCGAAUGCGACAUUCAGCCUCGGUGCAAGGCCCAGUACCUGUUGGAUUACGUCUGCGAGCAGCUGGAUGUGCUGGAAAAGGAUUACUUUGGUCUUCGUUACGUCGAUCACCACAAGCAAAGGAAAUGGUUCGAUUUCACCAAAUCAGUGGCCAAUCAAGUCAGAGACGCUCACAAUUUGGUGCUUUGCUUCCGGGUCAAGUUCUACCCGCCGGAUCCGAUGCGACUUCAAGAAGCCACUCGCUACCAAUUGUACCUGCAGUUGAAACGGGACCUCCAGCACGGGCGACUCUACAGUCCCGGCCCUGGUCACGACUUGGCAUUUCUCGCUGCUCUCUGCCUUCAGGAGGAAUUGGGUGACUACGAUCCUGAACGCCAUCUGCCCGGCUACGUUUCUGAAAUGAAUUUGGUGCUAAACCAGUCGGAGAAACUGGAAAAUCAGGUGGAAGAAUUCCAUUCGGGACGGGUCGGCGCACUGGUCGGCAUUUCCGCCUCGCAGGCCGUCAACGCCUUUCUCAAAAAAGCCGCAACACUCGACACUUAUGGCGUCGAUCCUCACCCAGUCAAAGAUCCCAGAGGAGCUCGGCUAUACAUCGGGACGAAUCACAGCGGAGUGGCCACCUUCUACAACGGACGUCGGACUCAUCACUUCCGCUGGAUCGACAUUUCCAAGCUCAACUACGAAGGCAAAAUGUUUAUCAUCCAUCUCAUCAUCAUGGAGGAUGCCAGAACCAAGAAGAAACACACGGUGGGAUUCAAAUGCGCCACUUCGUCGGCCUGUCGCCAUUUGUGGCGCUACUCGGUGGAGCAACGCAUCUUUUUCACGUUCACGUCGUCGGCGGAAAUUCCAGCUGUCGUCACGGGCGGCAGUUUCUUCUCGCGCGGAUCCAAAGUUCGUUAUUCCGGUCGGGUGGAACGCGAGCUGGCCCUGGAAGAGGUGGCCCUGCUGGCCGCAGCGGCCGCCUCCAACCAGGACCACCCAGACGGAGUAGGUGGUGAAGGCCAUCCGGGAGCUGACGGGACCUCGUCGUCGUCCGGGGCGACGGGUGGCAGACGCCAUCGAUCGGCGGCUUACGCCUCACGACGCUCGGCCUCUGAGCCAAUCCGCGGUGACGAUUUCGACGACGACUACGAGGACGACUGUGAGGAGGAGGAGACGGACGAUUUUUCCUUCGAUCGCCACCGCUCCGGCGAACGCAACACUCCCAAUGGAUCGAGGCGGAGUAGAAAUCACGACGACUCGUUGCCAAGGCAACGCCAUCACCCCCACGAUCAAGACGUUGGACCUGAAGGACACGACAGUUACGAGGCGUCGUCGUGCGGGAGCGGAGCCAGUCAGGACGACCGCUCGGAUGUGGCCAGUUGGGUGGCGCUGGACCUGCGGGGAUUGCCCCGUCACCACCUGCAACACCAACAACACCAGCACCACCACCACCACAACAGCAGCAGCAACGGCUACGACACGCUGACGAUCGACUCGGAUUUCUACGGUUACGCCGGCAGCACGACGGGCAGCACGGCCGCCGAUCCGUCCAACAACAGCUGGUCCCUCCAUCCCUCCGACACUCAGGAUCCUCAUCACUGGCGUGAACGGGACCAUUCGGGCAGUCGCCACUCGGCCUCGCCAGCUCAUUACUCUUCUUCUUCGUCGAGGUACAAGGACGAACCGUCGGACGGCUGGUUGGAGUCGGUGCCCCGACAGCGACGACGACGAGAGCUCAAACUGUCGGAGCAGGUCCUAAGGGCCGCCAUUCCUCUACUACCCCCUGGCGGAGGAUCGCUCAUCCCGGCCGGUCCGUCGCCCGUCGGAGCGGCCGGCAACGCGUUGAAGCGCCACAUCCAACCGGCACACCCCUGUAAAAUGUGGACCAAACGGUUCCUGCUGCUGGGCACGAGCCUCUUCACGGCAUUUUCCUUCAUGGCCCUGACGCUGAUCCUCGUCUACGAAACGGAUUUCCACUGGGCCAUUCAUUUGCGUCACUGGCCCGAAAUGGUUUUCAUCCAGCGACAUUUGUACAUUCCAUUGCGUAAUCUGUUCCCCAUCGGAUCCUCCUCCUCCUCAUCAUCACCGUAAAAAACCGUUGGACGAGAGAUAAGAAAAGUGGAACAUUUUGAAUUUCCUAUCACAGCACUCGACAAAUCAAAUUCUUUUAUUUUUUUCCUUUUUUAUCCCAUUGGAAACUUCGGCGUGACACCUGGCGGCCGAAAUAACAAUCACUUUCAUCGAUUUAUUUUUGAUUUUUCAAAACAAAACAAAAAGCUUUUUUCCACAUUUUAAUAAUUCUAAAUAAUAAUAAUAAUAAUACUCGUCAAAAAAAUCUCUGGUUGUUAUUGCUCAUAAAAAUUCCUUCUCAUUUCCAUCAAAAGAAAAAAAAACUUGUCCACUGCUACAAUCGACCCAGCUCACAUCACGUCUGUCUCUUAUAUAAUUGAAUUAUCUUAUAUUGAAAAAAAACCAACAAAAAAAAAAACAAGCUUCUCUCAAAAUCAUUUCAAAAACUAAAAUGUCUUUCAAUUCUAGAACAAUUCAUCACACGUUAUAAUUAUGUCCGCGUUCAUUCCGUGUCAUUUGUUGAUUUCCUUUUAAACUGCGUUUUAUCCUUUUUAUUUUUCCUCCUCCUCCAUGCUUCGUAUACGAGACAGAAAAGUUCAACAAAUACACCACUCGUUCAAACAUUA
Molecule: messenger RNA, 3047 nt
Organism: Daphnia pulex (common water flea)
Lineage: Eukaryota; Metazoa; Arthropoda; Branchiopoda; Diplostraca; Daphniidae
Product: band 4.1-like protein 1
Exons: 11
Coding region: 292-2442 (716 amino acids)
Cellular component (GO): cytoskeleton
Source: RefSeq, a predicted model, not a curated record